Peromyscus leucopus (white-footed mouse) is the source of this 2612-nucleotide messenger RNA. RefSeq names its product XK related 8 (gene Xkr8). The record is from RefSeq and is a predicted model, not a curated record. Lineage: Eukaryota; Metazoa; Chordata; Mammalia; Rodentia; Cricetidae. Gene Ontology annotation, cellular component: plasma membrane. Gene Ontology annotation, biological process: engulfment of apoptotic cell; phosphatidylserine exposure on apoptotic cell surface; apoptotic process involved in development. The coding region runs from base 614 to 1801 and encodes 395 amino acids. The transcript is spliced from 4 exons.
GGCUUCAAACUCAGAUCCACCUGUCUCUUGACGGCAUGCACCACCACUGCCUGGCUUAUUUUUUGUUUUUAUCGUAAUAGGACUUCGGUGAGUCACUGACCUCUCUGGGUCUCAGUUUACUCAGUGUUCUAGCAUGGAUGGCAAUAGUUGCAACUGGUGGUUCUGAGCAGAUUAAAGGCACCUGUCCGUCCGUCCAUCGUCCUGGCACAGCUAGCUUCAUGCUUCCUUGGGCAGCAGCCCCAACUUCCAGGACAGCGCCCCUUCUCUUCCCCAUUCCUGUCCUUCUCUGUGAACAUCUGCUUCCCCAUCAGGGAAUGAAGAAGGCAGAGAUGGGUCCUGUGUCUCUGGAGUGAGCCAGGGCUGGACACAGACUGGUUCUUGGAAAAUGUGUGUGGAUUGUGUGCGUUUUCUGAACUGGGCAGACCCCAUGUUCAGCCAGUGACAGAGGUGGGUAGUGAGAAAGUCCCUGGCACAGUGCUGGCCUGGUGACUUUUUUUUUUUAAGUCGUGAAUAAGCCCCUGGGUGAGAUGGGAGAAAGUGAAACCAAGGGGUCAGGAUCAUGUGAUGAAGGCAGGACUUCAUGGUGUAGUAUGGGUUGGGAUAGGGUAGCUGGAUGCAGAAUCCGUUGUGGAAUUCUUCUCAGAUCUUGGCAAAGCUGCAUGCGGCUCCCAGCAGUGGGAAGGGGCCUUUGAAUGUUCUCAUUUUGCCUGAGGGAUUGGAUGAACAUGAGUACAGCUCAGACGAGCGUGAAGGGCAGCUAUUACAGACAGGCCAGAGAUCCCCUGGAGCUGUAGUUACAGGUGCCUGCAAGGGCUGCAGCAGGUGCUGCUCAUGUGGCAGCAGGAGCUGCCCUCUGAGAGUGACAUGGCCUAUGCAGACUUCCUCUCCCUGGACAUCAGCAUGCUGCGGCUCUUUGAGAAUUUCUUGGAGUCCACGCCACAGCUCACACUGGUGCUGGCUAUCGUGUUGCAAAGUGGCAGUGCCGAAUACUACCAAUGUCCUCUGCAGCAGCUCCCCAAGGAACCUGCCUUGUCAGCCCUCACAGUGGGACCUGAGAGAACCCCUCACUUCACUUAUGAAGGUGCAGAAAGGGUUUGGCAUCAGCUCCUCCUUCCUGGGCAUCUCGUGGGCACUGCUGGACUACCACCGGGCCUUGCGUGCCUGUCUACCCUCUAAGCCCCGCCUGGGCUGGAGCUCCUCUGCCGUCUACUUCCUGUGGAACCUGCUGCUAUUGGGGCCCCGGAUCUUGGCUGUUGCCCUGUUCUCGGCUCUCUUCCCCUACUAUGUGGCCCUGCAUUUCCUCAGCCUGUGGCUGGUACUGUUGUUCUGGGUCUGGCUUCAAGGCACAAAAUUUAUGCCAAACUCCAGAUCUGAGUGGCUGUACCGGGUGACAAUGGCAAUCAUCCUUUAUUUUUCCUGGUUCAAUGUGGCUGGGGGCCGCACCCGAGGCCGGUCCGUCAUCCACCUGGUCUUCAUCCUCAGUGACAGUGUGCUGCUGACCAGCACCUGGGUGACCCGCAGCACCUGGCUGCCCAGUGGGACCUUCUUGCAGAUGUGGUUGAUUGUGGGAGGAGUCUGCUUCCUCCUGGGACUGACUCUGCGUGUGAUCUACUACCUCUGGUUGCACCCUCACUGCCAAUGGGAACCCGACCAAGUGGAUGGGGCCCGAAGUCUCCUUCCUUCACCACGGCCUAAGCCGCUUUAUAACAGGCGAGCCACUCUGUUAGCACGCAACUUCUUCCCCAAGGUCAAAGCGGAGGUUUCUCUUCCAGAGAUUGGAGCGGGGGAAGAAGUCCUUUGAGGCAGGUUCUGACUCAGUGGGGAAGAUGUGGGGAGCUGGGCCUUGGAAGGGCCAAAGGCCCAUCACACACAAGCCAUUCUCUUCCUGUCCAACCAACAGAGCCGCUGUCCCCAAAGCCUCUGGUUUGCAUUCUCACUUCUCAGGUACCUGGUGGAGGUGUCCCGUCUCCUGGGUUCUCUGGCCUGCUCUAGAAGGUCCUGGGGUGCUGGGAGAUGUUCUCCCUGUCUUCCCUACCCCACCCUAUCCAUUUGCUUCAAUCAACAAAUCCUGAGAGCGCUUGAAGUUCUGGGAGCAUCAUUCUAACUGUUGAAUCGGCGGCAGCCCUAGUGCCUCUCGCUAACCCACUGGACAAAUCUGAUUUCAGAGGCCAGUGGUGACCCCAGCCCCUCCAGGGUCGAGAUGCAGCUGUCUCUACUGUGGGUCUUAGGCCUCCUUAAAACCAGGUGCCUUAUGGACCUGUGGUCUAGGCCAUGUACUAUCCAUUGAGUAUUUUUCAUUCUAGCUAGCAUACAUACCUCCUACCUCAAUCUGUGAAAGGAAGAAAACAUGUGCGCAUGUGUUUAACAGUAUUAUUAAAACCGCAUGAAGUUCUCCAGUAUGUACCAUUAAGUACAGUCCAUCACCCUUUCUAUUAUAGACAGGUGGCAGGGACCUGGAACCUAUAAAACUGGUACAGACCCCUGGAAUAGAGAUGUGGGCGGACUUAGGUUUGACUUUGUAAUGAAUAUCUAAAUUGUUCCAGUAUAAUAAAAACUCAGGAAUCAGAAAUUAAGAUAAAGACCUAGAAAAUCCAAGGACAUUGGAGAAUCAA